AUGAGAGGCAUCAUGCGGGGGCGAAUCUCCGCACUGCUGGGGUCACCGGCGAUGAAGACCCAGCAGUCUGCGAAAUGGGGCGGAAUCCCGGAUAUGCUGGAUCCGCGAAUGCCGACUGACAGUCCAAUCAGAUUCAAGCUCGCGGUCCUGUCGAAGUCGCUUACUGCAGAGAUCAUCCUCGGACUGAUGAUCGCGUUUAAUGUUGGCCUCAUCAUCAUUGAGGUCGACUCUGGUGCAGUGGGCGUGGAGAGGGAAAUCCCUGCGUGGGUUGAGGUUGCAAACCUCAUCAUGCUCACGACUUUCAGCCUGGAGUUGCUCUUCAAAUGUGCAGUAUACCAGUCGAAGAUCUUUUUGGAUGCCUUUCACUUGAUCGACGCCUUUGUCGUACUCUUGGACCUGUCAAUCUACGCAGUCGAGGAGUUUGCAGGCAUGGAGGCCACAAGCGCGUUCUCUGCUGUCCGGCUCUUGAGAAUAAUCCGAAUUCUACGAGCGGUGAGAUUGCUUCGCAAGUCCCGCGAGCUCAGCAUGCUCAUGCUCAGCUUCCUUGCUUCUCUCAGCGCAGUGUUCUGGGGUGUCAUCAUGGUCAUCGUGAUGGUGACCCUUUGGGCCAUUUUAGCAGUACAGCUCAUACACCCCAUCAACUACAGGAUUUGGGUUGACAGAGAUUGCGAGAGAUGUCCUCAUGCGUUUGAGAGCGUCUGGCAAAGUGCCCUGACUCUACUACAGACGGUCAUCGCAGGUGACAGCUGGGGUAAUUUGGCCUUGCCAAUUUUGGAAGCCGAGCCCAUUACGCUGAUUUAUUUUGCGGGUGUGAUCGUCUCUGUCGAUUUGGCGAUGCUGAAUUUAAUUUUGGCAGUCAUCGUCGACUCUGCGCAGGAUGCGCGAUCUGUCAGUGAUCACGAACGUGCUCUGCAGAUGGAGAAGGAUUUCAAUCAAGCGACGCAGCAGCUUUAUCGACUAUGCCGGCGUCUAGACUUGGACAACUCCGGCAAGAUCGAUCCCUCCGAAUUCGUCAGAGGAUUCGAGCAGGAUCAGGAUUUCGCCGAUUGCUUAAAAGGCAUGGGCAUUGGAGGACGUGACCUGGAAUGGGUUUUAUCGAUCCUGGACAAAGAUGACAGCGGUGACAUCAGUCCAGAUGAGUUCGUGGACCAGCUCUACAAGUUGCGCACGCACGAGACACACCAAAUCUUGUCCACCCUCACCGAUGUUCGAAAGCUUCUGCGAGAACUUGCGGUGACUCAAGCAGGUGUGAUCAUGCACAACACUGAGAUGAGCAACUUGCGGGCGGAUUCGGCGAAUGAUGAUGAGGCGAAGCUCAGAGCUUUUUCCUCCAGGGACACUGCCUCUGAAGUGAGCUGUGUGGACUGCAUCACCUAA
Symbiodinium necroappetens is the source of this 1377-nucleotide messenger RNA. The record is from the annotation of a GenBank genome assembly. NCBI's taxonomy places the organism in Eukaryota, Dinophyceae, Suessiales, Symbiodiniaceae.